UCAACAGACAGUCAUCUGCGCGUUUGACCUCCGCUCUCCCCUUUACUAUUCAACGGUGUGUAAUUUUACAAAUUCCUUUCAAUCGUGCACAAAAACUGAAGAAGUUCCGUCAACAUUACCCUAUACCCCCGCCGUGUUCAGUGACGAUGACGAUGGUAUUAUUUAUCUAGCUGCAGUGAAGCGACGACGUCAGUCAAGCGACCUCGAUAACAAGUCCAAAGUGGCUACAGUGCAGUGCAGGGUUAGUGGUAGUGAUUUAUCCAACAGGGCGUGAAAAAUGUCUUUGUAAGCCGCAGAAGUAGCUGAAACAAGUGUGAUUCAUUGUCGACUUUCUCCCUCCCAUUAUCCUAACUAAAGGGAAUUGGAGCAAUGGAUAAAAUGGAAGAGAUUAAGUACAAGGUGCUAGAUUUAAUCAAUAAAAAAAAAGACGUAAAAAUCCCCAAGAUGGGUUUUACAGAUUAUUACUCGCAUCAGCAGCAACACCAGCAGUCGCAACAAAAACAUUCCUCCAUACCGGGCAGUGGCAAAACAGCUGGUUCAUCUGGACGCAAUUCGACGGCUUCGACUUCCCAGUUGGAACUCUAUUGCCCGUUCGAUGAUGAUGGGAGUAAUCGUUCGAUCCACGAUGGAACGGAUGUGACAGAUACAAACAAAUUAUCCGACCAGGAAAUUCUUGAAUCUACUGAAGCGAUUUACUUCGAUGGUAGCAGCAACACUGGCCUUCACGAGCUUAAGAAACUGUCAGAAAAGGACCAGAUGCUUAAUUGUGCAAGUAUAGAACAGGCAAUGACCACGUUAAAACAACAGCACAAGGUCAUCUCGAAAAAAGUUUUGCAGUUAAUUCUGGAACAGCGGCCUGCAUGCAGUGCUGAGACCCAAAAAAUUCAAGAAACGGAAACUCUGCUGCACGAUACGAUAGAUAUAUGUCGAGCUGCUCGAACACAUCUGAAUAGUUCAAAGAAGCUACUGACUGCAACCAAUCUGGAAAUUUUGGCGGCAUACAAAAAGCGUCAAACACUUCUUAAUCUCCUCAAAACGUUAAAUGCGCUGAAAAGUAUGCGCUCGAUCGAUCAACGGCUUCAGAAGAAACUUUCCGAUGCGGACUACGGUGGAGCGAUUGCUAUACUGUUGGAAAACAAAAACCUCUCCGAGCGAUUCCAGCAGUAUAAAUGCGUUGAGUCGCUCGCAGCAAAGUUGCAGGACACACUUAUGACUAGUGAGAUUCAGCUGGAGGGCGUACUGAACGAAAUCCCGACUGGAUUCGAUGCCAAACGUUAUGCCAAGUUGCAAGAAGCGUAUAAGUUGCUAGAGAAGCAACUGCUGGCAAUGGACCAGCUGCAUAUGAAUUUCAUCUCCUCGAUUCACACGGCUGCCUUCACGGUGCUGAAGCAGCACAUGGAGGCCAGUUUGGAGCAGACCAAACUGACAUUCGAACAGAUGUGCGAAACGGUGCCGAGUGACAAAUACAUUCACUGUUUGACGGAUUUGUGUCGAGCGUUCUGGAAAAUUUUAGUUUCAUACUAUCAGGUUCGCUGUUGGCACCAGCAUCAAAAGCUCUAUGAGAAGGGACGCGAGGCACAACAGGCGAUCAACCAGGAUGGUAGUUUCCACGAGGAAUACAUCCAGCAAAAACUGGAAAGCGGACAGUUUCGGUUAUGGAAUGACGUCCAAGCUAAGAUUUGCGUGUUUAUUGGCACCACCAAGCUGAGCGCGCUGAAGUAUGAGUACUUUAUUCAAAUCUUGGCAAUUGUACAAAGGCUUAAGAAGGUCGGCAUUGAGUUUUGCGAUGAUCCGUCUGCCAAACUGAUGGAACAUAUGCAGCGGCAAAGUGUGGAUUUUUUUCGUCGUUAUCAUACCAGUUGUUUGGAGGAGAUUGGGCUGUUCCUUGAUCACGAAGUGUGGGUCCCUAUCGGUAGUUUUACUGACCUCAGCCAGUUGCAGGAAUACAAGAAUUUUAAGCAUGCAUUGCACAAAGGACAAAAUGGACUGCAGGCUCUUCGCACCGGCGGUAGAACUUCGAGUCAAGACAGUAAACCGAUAGAUACGCUUGCUCUUGCGGGCGCCGUACCGGCCAUAAACAGUACCUCCUCGAUGCACUCGCAGGACGAGAGCUCGCUGUACGGAUCAUGUGGGUAUUUUUUGCGCUUUACUGAAAUGAGUUCUCCCUUCGAUGGUGGAUUCGAUUGCACAAUGUUGGAGGAAGAUAUUCUGGCAGGAAUUGCGGACGAAUCAUCCUAUUACUAUUCGGAGGACAGCAGUGAUAACAAUGAGAACGAAAUCGAUGGGAGUCCUGAGGCUAAGAAAGUGCCCAAAUCGUCACCCACGAUUCCGCCAACCCGUGGCCUAACAGUCACUAACUCCUCCCUAACCGUACUUCGUUGCAUUGGUCGUUAUUUAUAUUUCUGUAAGCUGUUGCAUGCGAUCGCGCCACAUAUUGUCCUAUCCAUGACCGAACUAAUCGACUUCUAUUUGUAUGCGGUUCAUGAAAUCUUUUCCCGGGAUUUACCGGUCCCGAGGGAUAACCUUUAUUCUGCUGUGUUGAAACGCAUACUGUCUCGCAUCGAAUCCAGCAUCGUGCCCAAGCUUCGCAAAUGGCCUCCGUCGGAUGAGAUGAUUGCUUCCGAUUUGUCCGAUCCGGACGCUAUGUUCGGGCUGCAGAAGCGAAUUGUCGCUGCCGAGAGCUGUCUCGGGUUGAUUGGACAAUUCCGCCUGCUGGAAGAUUAUCUAGGUGGAGUGCUACAGGGGACGGACGCGACGGCACACGAAAGAUUCCGACAGUAUGUGACCGAUAUAGUUCAAGCGGCACCCGACGUUAGGAAACCGAUUUUCAUGUGCGUCACGGCACGCGUCAUAGAUUUGCAAGUCGUUCUGCAAGCGAUGACCAAAGUCAAGUGGGACAUCAACCACGUGAAUGUGCAGCACAGUUCGUACAUCGAUAUAAUGAACAGGGGGGUGCAGCAUUUUGCUAUGCGUCUAGAAGACCUGUCUGCCCAGCAGAUGGCCGUUCCAAAGGAAGCUUUGUGGGAUUGUUUUGCCCACGUGCUUACGCACCUACUAGUGGAAGGCUUUUCCGGUGCGAAAAAGUGCACCCCGGGUGGCCGCGCGCUGAUGCAGCUAGACUUCACCCAUUUCAUCUCGAUCCUGGAGAUUAUCGCCGGUGGCAAGUACCCGGAGCACCGAGCCUACGUCGAACAGUACAUCAAAGCGUACUACCAACCGAAGGAUCUGCUGGAACAAUGGUUGAUGGAGGGACACUCCCGGGGCUACUCCACGAAGCACCUGACCACGCUGGUGCAGUGCGCCUGCAAUACCGACAAAAAGCUGCGACAAAGGCUACUGGCACUGGUGGAAGCGGCCGGCAGCGGUGAAAGCAAUGGCAUUCAACGGGAUGAUCUGAACAAAGAAUCUUAAGUAUUAUUUAGCUGUUAGUCGUCACUUUCUCUCUCUAUCCUUUCUGUGUUAUGACUCUAGCGUCAGCUGGGCGUAAUUUAUUAUCUCUUUAGCGGGAAUCUAAAAGCAACAUAAAAGACAUAAUCUCUAGUGUAAUAUUUGUUUUAUUUGCAAUAUAUUUUCUGAGUUUAUUUUAUUUAACAGAACGAAACUAUGUACAUUAAAAAUAUAGUAAAGAAGUCAGUGGAUAACAAAGCA
Wyeomyia smithii (pitcher-plant mosquito) is the source of this 3648-nucleotide messenger RNA. It is a transcript of the gene Vps50, whose product is annotated as syndetin. The record is from RefSeq and is a predicted model, not a curated record. Bases 370 to 3411 code for a protein of 1013 amino acids. The transcript has 5 exons. NCBI's taxonomy places the organism in Eukaryota, Metazoa, Arthropoda, Insecta, Diptera, Culicidae. Gene Ontology annotation, biological process: retrograde transport, endosome to Golgi; endocytic recycling. Gene Ontology annotation, cellular component: EARP complex. Gene Ontology annotation, molecular function: SNARE binding.